AUUUGCCUAAGACGUAAUAAUUAACUAUUAAAUCUUGUUUUUUCGCAACAUACUGCCAUCUUUCGGCUAAAGUUACAGGUUUAUUUUCUCACAAGAGCAAAUCAAUUAUCACCUGAUGAAUAGAAUAUAUUCUUUGGCAAUUGUAAUAGAGAUCUUAAAUAAAAUUACAACGUUUAGUUGCUGAGAAGUUACACGAGGCAUGGGCAAUAAAAUUUGUUUGUCUCUGUAUAGCAAUGAUUAUUUGAAUUUUUGAGUCUGACGCUAAGGUAAAAAAGAAUAUGUUGCCCUAAUUAUAGCCAAACCAUUCGAAUCAAUUGGGUAUAUGGUACGUGAUUGUCAAGCACCUAUCAUAUUUUCUCUGAUAAUUAUUAUAAGAUAUAUUAAUAUAUACUUAUUGACGACUGAAAAAUCAGACUGUAUCAGUAAUGAGAAAAACUUCAAAAUGUUGAUGACGAUCAAUCUAGAGAUUAAUCAUUGGCGUAUCAGCUUUUUUCAUUUACAUUCUUUCAAGUCUCUAUGAGUUAAGUUCCUAUAAUUAAUGAUUUGUGUAAAUAUCAUAAAAACCAAGUAUCGUCUUGCAAAUUUUUUAAUCCAUUUAGGACAAUCAGUUAGACACGUAAGUAAUAAUAAGUUAGAAUAUAAUCACUAUACAUUAUGAUAGAAACUGCAAAGGUAAUCGAUGACAAUAUGAUAUCACUUGUGCUAUACCUAUCAAAGAUAAUCAAGAACCGUACUUCAGAAACAUUUGCAAUAAUACCAAAGAACUCAAGAAAAUAAGUCAUACAGAGGUACAUAGUCCCUCUAGCGGGAAACUAAGCACCGCGUUAGAUUGACGACAGACACGGUUAGAUGAGACUUUAUGGAAUACCUUAUUGUGAAUAAAAUGGUAAAAUGUGAAAAUCUAUGUGUUUUAUCUAUCAUUUUUUUAAAAAAUAUUUAAAGCAAGAUGAACUGGACGAAUGCUUCUAAUUUGGAACUAUCGAAAGACCGAAAUUGGCCAGCGGUUGCUCUAUCUUUUGUAAUAAUCUUAGCAAUUGGUGGAAAUGUGCUGGUUUGCUUGGCGGUCAAACGAGAAAGAAAAUUACAUAAUAGAUUUAACUAUUUUUUAGUCUCUUUGGCUUUUAGCGAUAUGCUGAGUGCACUGCUUGUUAUGCCUUUAUCAAUAUAUCGAACAGUCGCUUUUGAUGAUACUAGUAAGUUUUUAUAUAUUUCUAUAAAAUGAAAAUAUAUAGGCAAAUAUCUUACAGAGGCAAAAUAAUUGUUUAAGUUUCAUGUGAAAAAGGCCCUUUGUUUGCUACAUUUGAGCAAACUUACUUUUUACUUAACAAUUUCAGCCUAUCUUGACGGAUAGAUGCAGGCAUUUCUGCUCGAGAUUAAUCCAGCCUUCAAAAUACUUUCUCUAAAUCUACAACGCUAUUGUAAAAAUAUCGCUAAUAUUUUAUAUCAGUACCUAAGAAAAGCAACUAUUAAUUAAAAAUCUUUAAGUGACUGAAUUACCAGUCAGUUCCUUGACAUAUGAACACGUGCUCUGUUUCCUAAAAGUAACACAUAAGUCUUAGAUUGUAAACUAUGUGUUACUGAUUUCUUACAGAACAUAAUAUUUACCUAUCCAUCAGACAAGCUUCUAUUAAGACUAUAAUAAUUCUAUUUAACUGUUUUGUUUUGGCGAAUAACUACAUUUUUAAUCUUUCUCUUUUGAUAAAUUAAAUUUUCGAUCGGAGUGUGUAGAAAAGGUUUAACAUCUAAUAUUAAACAAACAUUUUCUCUUUACUCCCGCUCAGCAUUUAGGUUUAAUCUAUUAAGAAUUAAGAAACCAAUCAGUAAAGACAUUUUUAUAAUACAGCUGCUUUUGUAGUUGCACAUUGUUUCUUUAAAUUCUACUACUUUUAAUUGAGGAAAGUUUAAGGGAGAAAGUCAUUUAAACACUUCUAAAUUUCGUAAAAAGAUCAUGUCAGUAUUGUUAUAUAUAUAUAUAAAACUUUUAAUUAUGUAAUAGAUAUGAACUAACGUCAAAGACAUGAAAAAAAAUAUACUCUCAAAUGCAAUUACACCAAUUAACUUUGGAACAAUUCCGGAAGUUUUAAUUGGUCAAUUGGAGUUUUCACCUUUCCUUGAAUGAUAUAGAUACUAUUAAAUUAUUUUUACGCCUUGCCCACAUUUUAAGUAAACUCAGUCUCAUCAACUAGAUGUCAGAUUGUGAAAUGAUACCGUUUUAAAAGAGUUAGAAACACGAAUAUGGUAGACCAAGGAGUUGUAAAAGGUUAAAAAAAACCAAUUGAGUUUAAUAUAUACAGGCGGUUGAAAUAUUGCUGAAAAUUAGUUGAAAGAAAAGACCUCAGUUUCUUUAGACCGUUACGAACUUUUGCAAUUAGUGAUAAGGCCUCGCCAAACAAAAUGCCAAUAGAGUGAUGAUAUUGCGAGCUUCGAAUACUAAAUCAACGAAAGAAUGGCAUGCGCUUCGAUUUUCGAAGGAAAUUUCAAACAUUAGAUCAUUAAUCACUUUUUUACGUUUGGCUUGUUACUGAUUCUACUGCUCAAAAGCCUGUUUCAUGCACUAGAUUUUACAAGAACAUUUGUCGGGUUCUAUGAAGAAUAAACUUGUCUUUAUUAUAAAGUAUUCCCUUUAUAUAGAUGGGCUUUUGUUUGAUAUUAUCUUUUCCUAAUAUGUCCUGAAGAAUGAAAUUUCUACUUAUGAAUUACCACCAUAUGUCGAGCUUCUAAUUGUUGAAGAAUACAAAAGAAAGCAGAUUCUAAUGAAACUUUCUGUAAAAUAAUAGAUGUUUAAUGCCCUUCUGCUGUUGAGUCCAUAAGGAAAAAAAUUGCUAUAACCGGAUUGGGUUAUUGCUUAGUUCUUUAAUAUAUAAGCUUUCCUCGUUAUUUUUCUUAGACUAUUCACUUUAGGAACAGCUUGCUAUAGCAAUAGCACAAUUAAAAAUAUCUGUUGACGACAGCCUUUAUUUGCAGGGCAGUGGUAUGUGGGAUAUAAUUGACAUGUAUAACUGACUUGAAUAGAUAUAACAAAAAAUUAGAUGAUGUGAUUAAAGUGAUAGUCAUACGUUUACAUUAUUUAUUGGAAACUUUUCCAUCGUAUAGUUUAUUAUUUGAUUUAAUUUCUAUCAAAUACUUUUUCAAUCAACUGUCUAAAAUUUACUAAGACAACUUCGGUGUUUAUUUGUUUUUAGGCAGACUAUGAUUUUUAAUCUAUUAACUUUCUACUUAAGUUUUUCUUUUAGUGAAGGGUCUUUAAGUCAUAGUUCUAGCAAAUUAGAAUCCAUUAGCAGUUUACUACCAUUUUUUCAUUAUUGACAGGGACAUUGCCGAAGACGAUGUGCAUAGCAUGGUAUGCUCUAGAUGUUUUAUUUACUUCGUCAUCAAUAAUACAUCUCUGUAUGAUAUCGAUUGAUCGUUACCUAUCUUUACAAUAUCCCCUCAAAUAUGGAAGAGUUGGAAAAUCAGGAACUUGUCGAACUGGCUUUGAAAUAUUUAUUGUUUGGAUUUUAAGCUUUUGCAUAGCGGUUCCGUUAUUUUUUAGCAGUGUUUACGCAGAUCAUGGUGACUCCGAUAGACAAUAUAAAGGAUGCGGACCCGAAAACGCCUCUUUUGUACUUUCGGCAUCUAUAUCUUCAUUUUAUGCUCCUUUGCUCAUAAUGAUUAUUAUGUACCUUCUAACGGUCAGAGCACUCCAACGACAGCGUCGAGUCCAGAGAUCUAUUAAUGCCAAUACUUUCGUAAAGCCAGAUCAAAAGAAUCACCCUCUACUCGAUGUCCGAUGCCGGUCUAAUGAAAAUAGUACUACUACAUUAAGCUUGUUACAACCCGAGCUCCCACAGAAUCAACGCCCAGCUCGAAUAUCACCCUCCCGAAGGAUUACUUACUUGGAUCGGUCAAAGCGUGCUGUUCAAGUUUUGGGAAUACUAUUUGGAGUCUUUGUUCUCUUUUAUCUACCAUUCUUUGCUACCCUUGUUAUAAAUGCCACUAUAAAAUCUGUAUCCGAUCAAUUAUUGAUGACAUUCGAAUGGUUAGCUUAUGGAAGUGCUGCUGUAAAUCCAGUCGUUUAUCACGUAUUUAAUCCAGAUUUUCGCCGAGCCUUUCAUAAACUAUUCAGCCGACAUGGAGAUGAACAAAUCGGCUGAGUUUCAGAUAUAAGUGAAAGCAGAAAGUCACAAUUGAAUAAUAUGUCUAUUACAAGCGAACUUGUUCAGAAGCAGUAUAUACAGUAUACAUUAUAUUGUUAUAAUAGGAUAAGAUAGAAAUUAUUGUUUUACUGAAAAUUGCUCGUUUUACCUUUUCUCGCAGACAUCAUAAUUAAAUUUUUGUAACAUAUUAAAGUUAAUAACUAUAACUUUCAUGGAUUAAAUAGCUUAAAUACUAUUUAAAAAAUAUCCUGUUGUUUUUAUUUAAAUUUUCAUACAAGGCUUAAUUACUGAAAUGGUAAUUACAAAAUUACUCGUGAAUAUUUUAUUAAUGCUCUUUUGGAUUAAUGAUUGUUUAAAAUUAAAACAAAAGAGAACAUGGAAGAAAAGGUUCGAAUUAAAGGAAGACUAUAUGGAGGGAAGACUAAUACGAUCAAUCUCCGUGAUAGUCACGCUUUCAAAAUUUCAAUUACAGUAAAUUCUCAUAGCUUAUUCUUUAAUUAUUUUUCGUAGUUAAAUAUUUAAAAUAUCCAAUGUAUUGUUUUUAAGGAAAUAAAAGGAAAUUCUCUAAAAUUAAGAAGAUUCAUUCAAUGUUAAAGUAAAUCAAGGAAAUAAUCUACUGCUUGUUAAUUCUAAAAAAUAUAGCUACAUAAAUUUCACCCGUUUAAAAAGAAAACUGCAUCUAUUUAAACAAACUUGGGGAAAAUAAUAAAUUAUGAGUAUUGUUUUUACUUCAAAGUCUUUGUUUACAUAUCAGUCAUAAUGAAAUGUGAUAUUUGCUGAAAUAGAGCAAUAAAACAGAUUUGUUUAAUAUUUUAA
Molecule: messenger RNA, 4952 nt
Organism: Dimorphilus gyrociliatus
Lineage: Eukaryota; Metazoa; Annelida; Polychaeta; Dinophilidae
Source: the annotation of a GenBank genome assembly